UACCUAAAUACACCGAGCGCGCGCUCGCCUCUUAUACAGUUCUUAAUCCAAGAUAAAUAUUACAUCAAUCGGAGGUGUCGUAGAACGCAGGCGCGGGCGGCUCGUCGGCCCAGUCCCGCACCGGCCGCGCCGCUGGCCGCACGUCGCGCGACACGGCCGCGACACGCGCCUCACCUACACAGACACAGCCACGUGUGUUCAACACAUUGCGAUCAAAGGUCUUCCGAGUUUUUAUAACAGUGAUUGUAUUAGUGCGGUGAACUAACCUUUAUAAAAAUGGCGUGGGGAUAUUGGUCGGCGUCGUCGGUGAUGCCCGAUCGCGGGCGCAGCCCACGCCGCGCUGGGACUUCGGCUUCACACGCUCAUCCUAAUCCACCGACUGCGCGGGAAGUGCUAGAGACGCACGAUGAAAGCAUCAUCCACACGGCAUCUACGUCAAGGGAUAGUCGCGAGCACUCCGCUUCGCCGCAUUCUUCAUCGAACGGCGGACACUCGCACCACCAACAUGAGGUGCGACACGCGGUGCCGGCGAGCGCGCUGUUCGGAGAGAGCUACGAGAUGUCACGGCGGCCAUCUUUGGAUCUCGGAUCGGUGCGGAGCGCGUUAGGUUCCUGUGGAGGUGGAGGCACGUUAAGCGCAGGAUCCACAUUAACGCGCGGUGGCACGCUCGCCGAUUAUCUACCGCCCGCGCCAUGCCCGCACCACCACCGCGUCUACGUCGACCACCACAAACACUACGAGCAACCCAUUCAGCCCGUGCACGUGGGAGUGGCGCACCAUUCCCACUCGCACGCCUCUAGCCGCCACCACACCGACGACGAGGACGACCUCGAGCCGGCCUAUGCUACAGUGUUCCCGAAUGUGCCGCCGGCGCCGGGCAUGUCAUGCGCGGGAGAAGACCGCAGCAUAUACAGGCGCGGCGCCCGGCGGUGGCGGAAGCUCUACCGCGUCAACGGGCACAUCUUCCAGGCCAAGAGAUUUAAUAGACGCGCCUUCUGUGCCUUCUGCCAGGACCGCAUCUGGGGCCUCGGCCGCCAGGGCUUCAAGUGCAUCCAGUGCAAGCUGCUGGUGCACAAGAAGUGCCACAAGCUCGUGCAGAAGCCGUGCUCCAGCGAACAUGUGGAUCCUGUGGAAAUCAAGGAUGAUGCCAAUGGAGAGAGCACGCUGGGCCGCGCUUCGUCCGUCAGGUCUAGAGCAGACCCCGAGCCACCGCUGCCGGACACGCCCCCCGCGCCAGCGCCGGCGGUGCGCGAAGACCUGGAGCCGGGCUCGCAGCGGCAGUACUCGCUCGACGACUUCGAACUAAUCCGAGUCAUCGGACGCGGCUCUUACGCUAAGGUGCUGAUGGUAGAACUGAAGCGGACGAAACGCGUGUACGCGAUGAAGGUGAUCAAGAAAGCUCUCGUCACGGACGACGAGGACAUCGACUGGGUGCAAACCGAGAAGCACGUGUUCGAAACGGCUUCCAACCACCCGUUCCUCGUGGGGCUGCACUCCUGCUUCCAGACUCCUAGUAGACUGUUCUUCGUCAUUGAGUUUGUGCGCGGAGGUGAUCUAAUGUUCCACAUGCAGCGGCAGCGGCGGCUGCCCGAGGAGCACGCGCGGUUCUACGCCGCGGAGAUCUCCCUCGCCCUUCACUUCUUACACGAGCGCGGCGUCAUCUACCGUGACCUGAAGCUGGACAACGUCCUGCUGGAUCAUGAGGGCCACAUCAAGCUCACCGACUACGGCAUGUGCAAGGAGGGCGUCCGGCCCGGCGACACGACGUCGACGUUCUGCGGGACGCCCAACUACAUCGCGCCGGAGAUCCUGCGCGGCGAGGAGUACGGCUUCAGCGUGGACUGGUGGGCGCUCGGCGUGCUCACCUACGAGAUGCUGGCCGGCCGGAGCCCCUUCGACAUCGCGCAGGCCGCCGACAACCCCGACCAGAACACCGAGGACUACCUCUUCCAGGUGAUCCUAGAGAAGACGAUCCGUAUUCCCCGCUCGCUGUCAGUAAAGGCCGCGUCCGUCCUGAAGGGCUUCCUCAACAAGAGCCCCUCGGAGCGGCUCGGCUGCGGCGAGAGCGGCUUCAUGGACAUCGUGCAGCAUCCCUUCUUCAAGAGCAUCGAGUGGGAAAUGCUGGAGCAGAAGCAGGUGGUGCCGCCCUUCAAGCCGCGGCUGGAGGGCGAGCGCGACCUGGCCAACUUCCCGCCCGAGUUCACCGACGAGCCCGUGCACCUCACGCCCGACAACGACAACGUGAUCGCGGACAUCGACCAGUCGGAGUUCGAAGGCUUCGAGUACGUGAACCCGCUCCUCAUGUCGCUGGAGGACUGCGUGUGACACCACGCUUGCCUGCUGCACCCCUACCACGACCCCGCCAUGGCGUUCGGUUACGGCGAGUCGUCGUCGUCGGACUACGACUCGGUGUGCUCGUCGCUGCCGCCGCGCAAGCCCACGCUGCUGCAGCACAUGUUCUGUCUGCCGCUCAACUGACCCCGCCACGAUUAACCGGUCACAACUCUAACCGGUUACACAUACCAAUUAACCGGUUUCGAGUUUCCGUUGUAGUUUUCAAUGCUGCAGCACAUGUUAUGUCUGCCGCUCAACUGACCACGCCACGACUAAUGCUAACCGGUUACAACUUAAUCGGUUACACAUACCAAUUAACCGGUUUGGAGUUUUCGUUGUAGUUUUCCAUGCAAUUUAACUUUGUAAAUUGUAUUAGAGUCCGUCUAAGAUAACUUUGUAUAUAAUUGCACAGAAAUGACUGAUGACAUUACUAUUAUUGCAGAUGCCAUGCAGGGUUAGCUUGGUCCGACUCUAGAAUCUGCCGUUUCAAUGUUGUAAAUUGCUUUACAAAUCAAGAUUCUGAACAGUACCAGCAAAGAGUUGAUAGUAGAAGAGGAAUAGUCUCAUAAAAAUGCGUGCCUUGAAUUCGACAGCUGAAUGGGACCGUACAUUAUGCAGUUAUUGUUGGCAAAAAUUACCACAAAACAUAUGGCGCCGUACAACGUCGUCUUCAGCUGUCAAACUUGGAGACACAAUGUUAUGUUAGACUUUACACGUCCUAUCCUAUGAAUGCAUUAGUGCUUCCGUUUACAAUCAAUGAAAAAUCGUGGCGCAUUGCAUUUGCAAAAAAUGCUUGUUUUGUACUUAAAACUAUUUAGACUGGUUGCAAGCCUCAAUGGAAAGUGGAUGGAUGGAGUUUUGAAAUAAAUCAUUGUUGAAUAAGUAAAAAUGAAAGUUUGUGAAUAUUUAAGACAAGCUAAAGUGACAAUUGUUAUACCAAACAAAAAUGAUACAAAAGUCACCAAAGUCUUGCUUAUUGCCACUUAAGGCCAAGCUGGUCAAUAUAAAAAAUUGAAACAACUUUAUAUGUAUUUUGAAGUAUUGGGGAACGUGUAGCGGACAAAGGCUUGCCUUGUCAUAUGAUACGAUUCGAAUGUAAAGUCAAUUGUAAAACAUGAUAAGCGACGUUUCUUCAAGUCUAAUGUUUGAUUUACUUACUGGCUGUUACAGACUGAAGUGAAAAAUAUAUACCUUAAACGAUUUGUGAAUUUAUCUAAAAUUAUAUAAAAAUGUAAAGCUUUAGAUUAGAUUACUUGUGUUCACUAUUAUUUGUUUACCUCAGAAUAUUUGUAAUGUUUUGCGGUACCAAAGUAUAUAAAUAGAAAGUGUUUACAUAGGCACUUAGCUCCAAAAACAAUAAUAAGUAUAAAUCUGUCUAAAUAAUCUAAAAUGUGUCUAAUUUUUGGAGCUAACUGUAUAUAUGUAAAUAUUAAACGUAGUAAACAGAUCUGAAUAUAUUCUACUUUUCUUCGAAAGGAAUUGACGGGACACAGACAUUAUUCUGGUGGUUGGUGCUCGAAGUCUAAGUAAGUAACCCUUCAGCAUUCAGGUAGCAGCGGCUGGCGUCACACAGUUUUCCUAUUAUAUUAUAAUAAAUCUUAGAUCACUUCGAAUUAAGCCCGAAGCCACUUCGGGCUGAAAAACGCUUCUUAUGUACAUAAAAUUAUCUCUAUGUAUUAUACAAAAACAUAUAAAUAACUAUAAAUAUUUUUGAAACUAUUCUAAUGUCUCUUCGCGUACGCGAACACCGAGCUGCAUCGCGGUGUCUACCAUCUAUAUAUGUUUCUUGAGCAAUAAUAUAUUGUAGUUAUAUAUCUAUAUGGGGACAGGUGAUAAUGCUCAAUGAAUGGCACGUAAGGAAUUAAAAGUAGAUAAAAAUAUCGCCCUUUAAAUGCAGGCGCGUGUUUUAGCCCUUCUCCAAUAUUAGUGUUUCCCUAGAAGCCUAGUUUAAGCUAGAGUCUUGCUACGAUUCUUUGCAAGGAGUCUUGCGUGGCGUGUACUGUGUUAGAAAUGUAUAGAAAUCCUUAUAUCGUUAACACCUCUCAGAGAACAAUCGAAUGUAAACCUUGUCUAUAUGAGUGUAAGGACUGUAAUCGCUACCAGCCGUAGUAAACCGAGUGUACAUAAGUCACGCUUUAUUCCUAUUAUAUUGUAAAUUAAUGUAUCCAAUCCUACCGUAGCUCCCGUUGUCGUUCAUAGCUAACACCACUCGUUUAGGUAGCCAACGAAUUUUAUAAAAUAUUAUAUAUGUAAUUAUAAAUAUUGAGCACUGAUACAAACUCGUGUACAUUGAGAAAAUAAAAAUAUUAAAAAAUACAAUCAGUUAUAAAAAUAUUAUAACAAAUUAUUGUUAAAGUAGAAGGAAAGACUUAUUAUAUAAUGAUAUGGUUACUUAUAUGGUAAUCAUGGGGGCGUAUGCCGGUGUCCACGGACUAUUCUAAAUAACGUAGUAUCUAUUAGACAUUUUGCACCGAUAUUCUAGUGAUCACGCUCUUGGCUCGGCGAUUACCUUAACCGAUUAUAGCCGGUCUCAUAACAUAUUUUAACUACCCCGUAAACUAAAGUGUUACACCAAGAAACAUAUGGCAUAACCGACAACAAUAGAUAUAUCGUGAACAACAAAUUUUCGCAGUAAUAAAUCGCUAUGCAAAAUCCGAGGAAAUAUUAAAUUAUAAAAUGAGCCAAAUAUUUUUCGGUGUAAUGAUAAGGUACCUUUAAAAUGUAGAGUAAAUUAUAUUUUGUCUGCAUUCCAUUUCUUCUAAGUGUUGCCACUGCCGCCCCGAAUGUUAUUCUUUUUGUUUGAUCUUACUUUUCACGAAGAUACAAGUAACAAAGUUAUAAUGAGAACAACUAAGUAGCAAAAAAGGCACCGUUAACAUAUUUGACUAACCUAAGUACAGUCAAUCCUGUAGUACCUUCGAUGUCAAAUGUUGGAUAUUUAUAGUUUCAAUAAGCAUAAAUGAACGAGGUUUGAAGAAGCUAAUGAAAAAUUUAGUGCUCUUUGCCCCCGUCUAACCGUGGCGUCAGGGUUAACUGUGCAUAUUUGUUUAAAGUAAAAUAGUUUAAAGUAAAGUAAAAUAAAAAAAACAAUCACCAUAUUGCAACUAUGACUUUGUGGCUGGUAUUUUUGUGAGUGAGAUCUAAUAAAAAAUAUACUAUGCGAGUUAAAUUUGCAACUAGCUAUACCUGUAUUGUAUUAUAUACGUGGCCAGAGUUUAAGAAAAGACGCUUUUUGAGUGUCACAUGUUAGUUUUCAACACGAAUAUUUCCUUAGUGCCAUCGGGCUACUAUCGUUACCUAUGUUAUCGUUGCUGUAAAUGGAUUUUAUAAUUGAAGUUUCAUUUCUUUGAUUCUUAUAAAAAUAUAUAUAUAUAUAUUAAGCUGCAUGAAUGUGGUACAAUUCCGUUAUUAAAAAUGUAAUUUAAACAGCUGCUAGACUGUCCUGCGCUAAGUCGUUUGAUGUUGGCUGACAAGAACAAGAGUCAGCCAUAUUUUCGCCUUUUCGCUUGUUGGUAGGUAUAUUUAUUCGUUGCUUUUCAUAUUUUACUAGGGUAUUCAAACCAAUGAGUAUUAACCGGUUAAUUUUAAUAACCGGUAAUUUACCGGUUUCGAUUAUUACAAUUUUACCAUGUGUUGCGUGAUGGGCGCUUUGCGUUGUCGAACCCGCGCGGGGUUUUGUAUUAUUUUAAGUAUUUAAUUAUUAUUAAGCUGUAUUUUGGUACUAUUAACUCUAUAUUAAGCGUAAUUAGUUAACAUUCCAAUGUCUGACUUUAUAAUGUUUGUUUGUGCGAUAUGGUGACUCGCAUGGAUCAAGUUCCAAAUUGUCUUUUUAUACGGUUUAAUAAGUUCAAAUAAAAUCUUGAGAUUAUUAUAAACCUUAUUACAACUUUGUUGUACGUUCGUUUAACCAAUUUAGUUUGAAAUGUAUCUAAAUAUUCGUGUAUCAUACUAACCGCAUGACAAAUGACAUUUAAAUCACUGUUAAUUAUAAAAGGAAUUGUUGAACACUUUAUUGAUAUGUUAAAGUCGCCGUUUAGAACAAAUUAUGUAUCUUAGUUUUAAGUUUUAGUUGUAUGUUGAUACAUCCGAUGUAUGGAGCUUUAUGUAGUAUGGUUUACAUAUUGGAUGUGUGUACGAACACCGGGCGAGUGACGAGUCUCUGUCGACUUAGACUGGAUACCUAACUUGGGAUACUGUACUAUUCUGUGCUUAAUUGAAAAUAAAGAAAGAUUAAUCUGA
Cydia pomonella (codling moth) is the source of this 6573-nucleotide messenger RNA. Its product is annotated as atypical protein kinase C-like. The coding region runs from base 277 to 2325 and encodes 682 amino acids. Gene Ontology annotation, biological process: protein phosphorylation; establishment or maintenance of cell polarity. NCBI's taxonomy places the organism in Eukaryota, Metazoa, Arthropoda, Insecta, Lepidoptera, Tortricidae. The record is from RefSeq and is a predicted model, not a curated record. Gene Ontology annotation, molecular function: protein serine/threonine kinase activity; ATP binding. The transcript is spliced from 13 exons.